Molecule: messenger RNA, 1250 nt
Organism: Anastrepha obliqua
Lineage: Eukaryota; Metazoa; Arthropoda; Insecta; Diptera; Tephritidae
Gene: SamDC
Product: S-adenosylmethionine decarboxylase proenzyme
Exons: 7
Coding region: 84-1112 (342 amino acids)
Biological process (GO): spermine biosynthetic process; spermidine biosynthetic process
Cellular component (GO): cytosol
Molecular function (GO): adenosylmethionine decarboxylase activity
Source: RefSeq, a predicted model, not a curated record
UUUUGUAUUACCUUUGAUUUUGUUGAAUUGUGUGCGGCAGAUUUUUGUUUCGGACGUGCACCAACAUAUAUCAAUUCGGCAAAAUGUUGAAUGGAACAUUGGCAGAGCCAUCCGUACAUUUCUUCGAAGGUGUAGAGAAAUUAUUGGAAAUUUGGUUCGAAGACGGUGAUAGCGACGAAUGUGACUUGAGGAAGAUACCGAGAUCUAAUUGGGAAACUUUACUGCAAGUCGUUAAAUGUGAAAUUAUAAGUUUUUCCAAAAAUGAUGCCAUCGAUGCUUACGUGCUAAGUGAAAGUAGCAUGUUUGUGUCCAAAAAGCGAUGGAUUCUAAAGACCUGUGGCUCCACAACGUUACUUAAAAGCCUAAAGCCGUUACUGGAACUUGUGCCACAGUAUGGCUUCACAGAAAUAACCGACUUGUUUUAUUCAAGAAAGAAUUUUUCGAGGCCAGAACUUCAAUCAUUCCCUCAUCGUGGAUUCUGCGAGGAAGUCGAGUACCUUGAUACUCUCUUUGAAGAAGGCAGAUCCUACUGUUUGGGUUCAAUCAAUAGAGAAUGUUGGUAUUUGUACACAUUCAGCAAAUAUAAGAAAGAAGUGAGCAGACCACCUAAAUUGGAUAAUUCAGAACCGGACCAAACUAUUGAGAUUUUGAUGCAAAAUCUAGAUAAUGAUGUUAUGGGCAAGUUUUCCAAAGAAAAAUUCUCAACCGGUGCCGAAGUGACCAAGGCUUCAGGCAUAGAUAAACUGCUUCCGGAAAUGGAAAUAGAUGAUUUUCUUUUCGAUCCGUGCGGAUAUUCAAUGAAUGGAAUUGGCGCAAAGGGCGAAUAUAUGACCAUUCAUAUAACACCUGAAAGCAAUUUUUCCUACGUCAGUUUUGAAAGCAAUGUUUCAAUGAAUAAUUAUGCGGAACUCAUAAACCGGGUGAUCAAAACUUUCAAGCCGGGAAAGUUCGUUGUAACAAUUUUUGCAAAUAAGUCCUCACCUGCUUACGCAACUAUAAAGGAGUUAGAACUCGAAUACACAGAGACGACCAGUUGGAAACGCUCCGACAUGCAGUACUGCAGUUUUCCGCUUUACAAUUUAUUAUUCGCACAAUAUCGUCAAUGUGCUUGAGAUUGAGUGUUGACCCGCACAGAAAUCUUAAAUGUUUUUAACACAUGACUUCAGUAAACUUAUUUCUGUUAAACUUGUAGAAUAAAAACUAAAGCCAAAAAUCAGAAUAGAACGAAAAAUAUAUACAUACAUAUUUCA